CAUACCAAAAUCAUUUCUACAUUGCAUUUAAGAUUAUGUCUAAGUUGAAAAUGCUAGUAAAUUGUGCAGGCUGUGGGGCCAGACAUAAUUAUGAAUGUUAUUGAAGAACACGUACGAGGAGGGAAAAGGGAGUGUGGUUAGUGUUUUCUUGGUGGGGGUAAAGUAUAAUUCUUUGUUUACCAAGCAAUGAAACGAGAGAGAGGGAUAACUCUAAAAAAAUGACUGUAUUUUAAAAAUGGAAGUUCAUUUCAUCCUAUUCAUUUUUAAGGUGGUUAUAUGGCUCAACCAGAACUUUCUGUUACCAGAAGAAACUAACAUUCAGAAUGCUCCAUUUCAAGUGUGUUUCACAUCCUUACGGAAUGGUGGCCAGCUGUGUAUCAAGAUAAAACCGAGUGGAGAGAUCACUGUAAAUACUGAUGAUAUUGAUUUGGCUGGUGAUAUCAUCCAGUCGAUGGCAUCAUUUUUUGCUAUUGAAGACCUUCAGGUAGAAGCGGAUUUCCCCGUCUACUUUGAGGAAUUACGAAAGGUGUUAGUUAAGGUGGAUGAGUACCAUUCAGUGCAUCAGAAACUCAGUGCAGACAUGGCUGAUAAUUCCAAUCUGAUCCGGAGUUUGCUGGUCCGAGCUGAGGAUGCUCGUCUGAUGAGGGACAUGUGAGUAUUUACCGUGGCUAAGAUAGGUACAAGGU
This is a messenger RNA of Hipposideros armiger (great roundleaf bat), 686 nucleotides long. Its product is annotated as Bardet-Biedl syndrome 2 protein homolog. Bases 236 to 655 code for a protein of 139 amino acids. Gene Ontology annotation, cellular component: motile cilium; membrane; BBSome. The transcript is spliced from 3 exons. The record is from RefSeq and is a predicted model, not a curated record. Lineage: Eukaryota; Metazoa; Chordata; Mammalia; Chiroptera; Hipposideridae. Gene Ontology annotation, biological process: non-motile cilium assembly.